This is a messenger RNA of Choloepus didactylus (southern two-toed sloth), 5171 nucleotides long. Its product is annotated as KIAA0754 ortholog. Bases 1566 to 5171 code for a protein of 1201 amino acids. The transcript has a single exon. Lineage: Eukaryota; Metazoa; Chordata; Mammalia; Pilosa; Megalonychidae. The record is from RefSeq and is a predicted model, not a curated record.
UUUGCGCGGCGCGGCCAAGACCCGCGCUGGUGCCGCUCUCCUCCUCUCGACCCCUCGGGGGGCGGGGCUUUCCACUCUGGCCCUGGGGCUUAGUGGGCGUGGGCUUCGUGAGCAGAUCAGAUGGCGCCGUAGGUUCCUCCAGCCGAAUCCGGCAGAAGCUCCUCCUUCGGUGCCUCGGCUCCCAAUCCCUUCCGCCGGCCACCCCCUUCCUCUCCAGUCGCUCCUUUUCUCUGCAUCUAGCCAGGCUCCGCCUCCGCACUCCUCCCCUUGGAUCUCCGCGGCGCGCUCCCCGGCUUCCAGAGGGGCUACCCGGGAGGGGCAGCACGGCGCGGCUAGGCGGCGGCGUGGGGAAGGGAGAGGAGAGCACGUCCAGCGAGCGGUGAGCGAGCGGGCAGGCCAGCCGCGCGGCGCGAGGGAGGAGGCUCGCCCCCCGCCCGGCCGGAGCGGAGCCUUUUGUUCCCAGCCAGAAGUUUGCAGGCCGGGACCGUGACAGCUGCGGGCGGGGAGGACAGCGGGGGCGCGGGGCCGGCGGCGACGGUGGAGCUGAACAGAGGCGGCUGCUUGACAUGCAGCCCACAGCGCGGCGGCUGCGGGCAGGAGACUGGCGGCGGCGGGGGAGGCGGCGCCCACAGCAUACGGGACUCAACUGCCGGAGGGACAAACUAAGUUCCUGAGCGCGGGACCCGAGGCCGGAGCGGCCGGGAGCCACCCGCCAGCCUGCGGUGAGGCGACCCUGGCCCCUAGGGCACGCAGCAUGGCUCACAGGAGCGGGCCUCACUGAGACACACCGUCUAUCACUGUUGCAGCCUGCCCGCCUUCUGGAAGGCCCGGCACGGUUUCCAUUAGCGGUGUUUUGUGGCCAUAGCGCAGGGCCGGCCUGGGAGCCACAACAAUGCCAUGAUGUUUUGGAGACAGGAAGCCUCAAUCUGGCCCAGAAUGAAGGACUUCCUGUGUCUAAAGUUGCAGGAAUAUCCGCUGACCAGCCCAGUUCAAAUUCAAACACCCGAACUAGGGAGGACGAAUGGCUAAUUCAGACCAGCUGGACUCUCGAGGGCUGGAAUUGAGGAUUAAAUGAAAGGAAUUCUUAGGAUCUUAGGCCAUAAAUGAAGACUUGAGAUGCUGUGCCAUUGUUAUUAAAGGACACAUCGGUAUAAAUUUACUGCUUCCAAUUCUGCUUCAGUGAGAAGUGCUUGGAAAUAGAUACUAUAUAAGACUUGUCAAUAUCAGGUGAUUUUUGCUGACUGAAUUAGAAAGGGCAGAACUCUUAAAAAAAAAAAAAUGAAAUAAAACCAGAAGCCAUACAAGGAAUUACUUUGUUGAUUAAAUUAUACCAUUCAUCUGCCUGCAACUAUGAGGCUGCCAGCCUGUGAGGGAAAAGCUGAACGUCUUAGAGCUUCUCCCAAAAUGGUUUCAAAGUGGGACUUCCAGGCCUUUCUGGAGGGCAGAUGCAGUUGGUGGUUUGGAAUAUGAACUUGUAAAAGGAUUUUUAACUUACGCAGAAUGCAUUUUGGGGGAACCUGUGAAAAGACUUUUAAAAGGUUGCUGGUUCAUCUUGACUGAAAAGUAUGGGUAAGCCACUAAGCCGGCCAGACUGUUUAAGGCAGAACCCCACCUGCUUGGGGAAAGGUGAAGAAGAGGAUGGCUAUAUAGAGGAUUGCUAUGUUCCACAACGGUCUAUAUAUGAUACGAUGAGAAUAAAUGAACAAAUUGACCAGGGGUCAAAACUUAAUCAGACUUCAAAAAGUACCAUGGAAAAAAUGGAAGGAAGUACUAUAUCCAGCAAUGGUACGUUAGGAGCAGCGUCUAAUGUUUUCGAACCUAGGGCACCAGAAGGCAAAAAGCUGGAUGAGAGAAUAAUAUUUGAUGCACUUAAGCUAAGCAGUGAUAUGCAGAAGUCAGCACCUGUGCCACCCAGAAGGCGGCCAAAUGCAGAACGCAAAGACAAUGUUAAUAGGAGAUCAUGGAAGUCCUUCAUGCCACCCAACUUCCCAGAAUUUGCAGAAAGGAUGGAAGUUUCUCUCAGUGAGGUUUCAGAAGCUGGUGCUUCAAAUCCUUCCUUGCAAGAGAAGAGGGGAUCCAGUUCUGUAUUAACAGAAAGUUCUGGCCAUUUGGACCACAGGGAACCUCAGUCAAAGUCAGUAACUCUAGAACGUGUGUCUAAAUCCAUAGGCAUCCCAGAAGUGCAAGAUGUGAAAAACUUGAGUGAAGACUGCCAGGACCUCAGAUUUCAGCAGCACAGUGAGAGUUCUCCCAAUGAAUUCCAGCCUCUAGAAUCAGAGGCUGCAGUAGCAAGUGGUCACACAGAUGUAAUGCAGGAACACAGAUUCUCAAGUGCAACCUGGCCCAGGGCCAUGAAAAGUUUGGCUAAGAGAGGCUUCAGCGAGCAGCAGCACCCACUUGGGGAUGCAGCCUUCACUGUGGAAAUACCACUUCUCUCCCCUUGCCUGAGUGAAGAACUCUUGGAUCCAGAAUUGCGUAUUCUCAUAACUCCCAGCCUGAGAGAGAAAACAGAGUCUGAGCUAAAGUUUGAGGAGGAUGAGCGAUGGAUCAUGAUGGAGGCUGAGGAGGAGUGGGAGGAAGAGAAACUGUCAGAGAGAGGAAAGACUUUUCUAAUGGUAGAUGAGAAAAAGAACAACCUUGCACAUAUUUUUGAAGAAAGGGAACAAGCAAACCCUGUAGCAGUGGUGGAAGAGGGAGCUGAUUGCUCACCUGCUGUUUUGGGGACUUUUGACUGCCUAGCUCUUGGUCAGAUUUGUUGCUCUGGUGACUCUCAGCCAGCUAAGGACCAUUUUGCUUCCCUUCCCAAGGAUACACCACUUGAUUGCAUUUGUGUUCUCACAGAUGUGGAUGCUGCAGGUGAGAUGAGAAACAGAAAUGCUCAAGGGCUAGGAGGUCUUGUUUCAGAUUUAGAAUGUAUUGUUGGUUCUGUCAAUGCAGAACAGCUUUCUGAUACAGAUUCAGUGCAGAUGUUUCUUGAACUUGAAAAGGAAUGUUUAUGUGAAGAAGAAAUAACUCCUCUAGUUGAUCUGAAGAAUCCCGUCUCUUUUGAAGGGUUGGCCCCGUCCCAGGAUGCAGAAAAUUCACUUGUAACUAGUCAUUUUCCAGAGACUGCCUUAGAAAAGGAACAGCAUGUAGACCUUUUAAAUCUAGAGCGAAAGGAUUAUGAUAUUGGAUUGGAUUGUGAAUGCUUUAAUGCCCUGGUUUUUUCUCAGGUGCCUAAUACCGUGGAACUUAUUGCCCACCCUGAUAUCACAAGGGACACUUCCACUGUUAGCAAGGAGGAGUGUGAAAAAGUGCCUUUUAGCCCCAAGACUACAGGGGAAUUUAAGUUCAGACACCCAGUUGAUCUGGAGUCACUGGGAGAGUUGGACCCAGAAGGGUUGCCGAACUCUUAUCACAGGGCUUCUCAUGAAGAAAAUGUAUCAGGCUUUAUUGCUUCUGAGCUGGCCAAAGAAAAUGGCAGUUUGUCCCAGGUAGACUGCAGUCCAAUUGAGGGGAGUGUUGAGGACUGUGUUGAGAGGGUCCCCCUCAGUUCUCCUUUUGACUGUGAACUAGAUGUUACCUCAGGGCCUGAAGUAGAAGUGUUACCAUAUGAUUCACAUUUACUAACAGGUGAGAUUCAUUUGGAAAGUGAGAAAGGAGCUAUUAAUCAAGAAAAUAAUAGUCUGACUUCCUUGGUAAACAUGGACCCUUGUGAAUUUUUGUCCAUGGAUAGCGAACAGGUUUGUGAUGAGGAUGGUAAGCUGAAAGAGCUGGAUUAUGAAGCCAAGCUUUUGGAGAGUCGAUCCCCAGCAUAUUUUCAUAGAGACUUCCCAGAACAGGUCUCCCUGACUGUUGGGAGGAAGUCCUCGGAGUCAGAAAGUCUGAGUUUGCACCUGCUGGUUGGCAGAGAUGGAAUGAAAACUGUGAAUAAUAUCAAGCCUAAGCUGAAUAUGGCAUCGUCGGAGGGAGGUGAGAUGGAAACGAGAGGCUCAGAUUCAUUGCUAAAUAUCUUUCCAGAAGAACAAGUUACCAGGGCUAAUAAUAUUGUAUCAAUUUUGGAAGAAGGGGUGCCCAUCCCACAGAGGCCUGUCCCAACUGCUACAGUGACCACUGUAGAGGAAGAUGUCCUAGAUGCUGCAGUGCCUGCCCCAGAGGGGCCUGCUGCCUCAGCUGCUAUGGUGUCUGCCCCAGAAGGGGCUGCUGCAGCUGUUAUAGUGCCUUCCCCAGAGGAAACUGCUUCAGUGGCCACCAUAGCAGACCAAGUCCCAGCUGCUUCAGUGGCCAUUCUAGAGGAGGAUGUCCCAGCGCCUGCAGUACCUGCCCCCAAAGGGGCUGAUGCAUCCCCUGCAGUACCUGCCUCAGGGGAAGAUGUCUUAGCUGCUUCAGUGGUCACCAUAGAGGAGCAUGCAUCAGAUACCCCAGUACCUGCCCCAGAAGGGGCUGUUGCAGCUGCUGCAGUGCCUGCCCAGGAGGAAGAUGUACCAGCUGCUUCAGGGGUCAUGAUAGAGGAGAUGAUCCCUGCUGCUUCAGUGGCCACCAUAGAAGUACAUGUCCCAGCUGCUUCAGUGGUUACCAUGGAGGAGGUAUGUGCCCCAGAGGGGGCUGCUCUAGCUCUUACAAUGCCUGCUCCAGAGGGUGCUGCCCCAGUUGCUGCUGUUCCUGCCCCAGAAGGGACUGCUCCAGCUGUUGCAGUGCCCACCACAGAGGAGGAUAGCACCCCAGAGGAGCCUCCUACCCCAGCUGCUGCAGUUUUUACUCCAGAAGAGCCUGCCACCCCAGCUGCUGCAGUGCAUACUCCAGAGGAGUCUGCUGCCCCAGCUGUUGGGGUGCCUACUCCAGAGGGACGUGCCAUCCCCCCAGCUGUCGGAGUGCCCACCCCAGAGGGAGAUGCUGCUCCAGCUGCUACUGUACCUGCUAUUGAAGAAGUUUUUCCCACUGGAGUACCCUUCUUGGGAGAUAUCCAUGCUGAUUCAGUGCCUAUCUCAAAAGAGGGGACUCCUGUUUUGGAGAAGGACCUUGACCCUUCAGCAUUUGGAAUAAAAGAAGUGACUGGCACAGUGUUACAUGGGGACGUGCCUCUGGCUGCAGUUUAUGGAUUAAGUUCACAUGAGGUAAUGAUUGUUCAUUUUGUUGUGGGGGUGGGGAAAGUCUGGAGAAGAAAGAGAUUUGCAAGUUCUCUGACUUGGUGA